CUCUCUCUUCUCAUCCCUCGUGGUCGCGUGGUCCUGGGUGCUGGCCUCUUCCAAGCUCCAAGGAACAUCCAAAGCACAUCCGUGUUACGAGUUCGGAGACUAAACGCGAUUAAGAGUACUGGUAGCCUAGUUACAGUUGGAUCUGAGCGAUGGGGGAGGAGCAGGUGGUGGCGCCAAAGCCGGAGGCCGCCGCCGCCGCCGCCGCCACGUCGGUGGAGCUGACGGGGUUCGUUAUGGGCGCGGAGGACGCCGAGCGCGCCGCGGCGGCCGCCGGCGUAGCGACCGUCCAGGACCUGCUGCCGCUCCUGGUCCCGUCCGCGAGGAAGCGCGCGCAGGUCCCGAUCUCGGGGUUCCCCGUGGGCGCCGUGGGGCUGGGCGCCAGCGGCCGCGUCUACGUCGGCGUAAACCUCGAGUUCCGCGGCCUCCCGCUGUGCCACUCCGUCCACGCCGAGCAGUUCCUCGUCGCCAACGCGGCCGCCGCGGGGGAGCCCGAGCUGCGCGCCGUCGCCGUCUCCCACAUGCCCUGCGGCCACUGCCGCCAGUUCCUGCAGGAGAUCCGCGGCGCCGCCAGCAUCCGAAUCCUCGUGACCAGCGACGCCGCUGAGGGAUGCGCACCCGAGUGGCGCACGGUGGCGUCCCUCCUCCUCCGCCCCUUCGGGCCCCACGAUCUCCUCCCCGGAGAUGUGCCCCUCGUCCUCGAGGCUCACGACAACGCCCUGGGUGAUCCCGUCGCCAAUGGCCUCGCCCGCAGCGACCUGGACGCGCGCCUGAGGCAGGCCGCGGAGGCGGCGGCGCGGGCGGCGCACGCGCCGUACAGCAAGUGUCCGUCGGGGUUCGCGGUGGCAGACGGCGACGGGAGGAUCUAUGCCGGCGGCUGCCUGGAGUCCGCGGCCUACAACCCGACGCUGGGUCCCGUCCAGGCGGCCAUCAUUGCGAUGGUGGCAGCCGGAGGCUGCUCCGCCGGGGACGUGGUCGCGGCGGCGCUCGUGGAGAAGGAGCAGGCGUCGGUGGCCCAGGAGGCGACGGCCAGGAUCUUCCUCGACGCCGUGGCCCCACAUGCCAGCUUUCACGUCUACAACUACAGGCCGUCCGAUGCUUGAUGAGCUUCUGUGGCAGGAACGUGAUCGAGAUAAUGUCCAUAAAAACAAUUUUAAGAAUAAAAUGAUAAAACCAUGUGCAGUUGCCAGCAGGACUGUGAUGUGGGGCCUACUUAUUCAGCGUGAUUAUUGUCCUCCUAUUGCCACUUGUGCUCACUGUACUGUACUAUUCAAAUUGUUAUCUGAUUUAGUGGUUGGAUACGUUUGACUAG
This is a messenger RNA of Zea mays, 1309 nucleotides long. RefSeq names its product CDA1. Bases 150 to 1100 code for a protein of 316 amino acids. The transcript has a single exon. Gene Ontology annotation, cellular component: cytosol. NCBI's taxonomy places the organism in Eukaryota, Viridiplantae, Streptophyta, Magnoliopsida, Poales, Poaceae. The record is from RefSeq and is marked validated. Gene Ontology annotation, molecular function: cytidine deaminase activity; zinc ion binding.